AUGGCGACCCCGGUGAAGGAAAUCCCGCGUUUCGAAUUCGACGCACCGACUAUGCGUUCAUCUGAUGAGGAGCAAACCGUCAUCGGCCAGAAUGACCAUCUCAACGGCAAUGCUCCUGUCGACAGCAAGGCGCUGAAGGAGAGACUGCACGUGGAAGCCCUCAGAGAGUCUUCUCCUACUCGCCACGAGGAUCAGCUGCUUUCCCCAUCGCGUGGUCGUGAGGAAGCCAACCGUCUCACCGAUGAAAUCGCCCUGCAGAGAGCAGAACGUCUCGUAACCACUGCUUCGGAAGUUGAAGGCCGCAAUUCUACCACUAUACAUCGCUCGAGAUCGAGAGUCCCCGAGCCCAUCGACGACUUCGACGCUGCCACCAAUCCUCUCCACGAGCGGACUGCCGUCUACAAGCCUCCCGAGAACCCCACCACAAAAGUUGCAAAGUUCUUCAAGUAUGUCCACGAGUCAAGUUGGCUCGUUCGAUAUUUUACCUACAUCGUCCCCGUUACCGUAAUCCUCCUCACACCAAUCCUCAUUGGUGCCUUGACUGCCCCGGGUCAGAAUGCCAACGUUGGCAGUGUCAAAUUGUUAUGGUUCGGUGUCUGGCUAGAGAUCGUCUGGUUGACCCUCUGGGCUGGUCGUAUUGUGGCCAAAUGCCUCCCUUGGCCCCUCGGUCUUGUCUCCAGUCUGUUCACAAACAAUUCGAAGAAAUGGCGCGAUUUUGGCAAGCAGCUCGAGGUUCCCCUCACUCUGUUCCUCUGGUGGCUGGCCAUCGAGAUCUCAUUCCUCCCAAUCAUGUCCAACCGCCGCAUCAACGGUGAAUCUGGCACGACUUCGUGGAUGCGAACCAUGAACAAAGUUAUUAUCGCUGUCUUUGUUGGGACUUCUCUGAAUCUCGGCGAAAAGAUCAUUAUUCAACUCAUUGCCAUAUCCUUCCAUCUUCGAACCUACGCCGACCGAAUCGAGCUCAACAAAUUUCAGAUUGGGAGCUUGACCAAGCUCUACAUCUUUUCCAAAGCCAAGAUACAUAUGGAUGAUCGUGAAUUCAAAGAGAAGGCAAGUGGUCCUCCCUCUGGUGCUCGCACUCCAGCUGCCUACGUCGGAAUAGCCAGUCAUGCAGUCAACAAGGCCAUGGCAAAAGUUGGCGAUGUUGCCGGAGCCGUCGCAGGUGACUUUACUGGCCAAGAAGUUGCCAGGAGCGGUUCGCCUGCUCAGGUCAUUCUAGAGCUUCUCAGAUCGACAGCUGGAUCCCAGGUUUUGGCCCGACGACUCUACAGGACUUUUGCGAGAGAGGGAGAGGAAACCGUCUCUUCUGAGGAACUCAAGGUGGCUUUCGACAACAACGACGAGGCCGAAGCGGCAUUCAGCAUGUUCGAUAAGGACAUGAAUGGCGAUAUCUCCAUGGAAGAACUCGAAGCUGUCUGCGUGGAAAUCGGCAGGGAAAGGAAGUCCAUCACAGCUUCCUUGAAGGAUUUGGACUCCGUCGUCAGCAAACUCGAUGAUGUCCUCUCGUUUGUGGUAUUCAUCAUCGUCGUCCUAGUCCUGAUCUCACUUCUCUCGACAUCUGCGGCCGGUGUGCUGACGUCUGCCGGUUCUGCCGUGCUCGCUUUGUCAUGGUUGUUCUCCGCAACAGCGCAAGAGUUCCUCCAAUCAGUUGUCUUCGUCUUCGUCAAACAUCCGUUUGAUGUUGGUGAUCGAGUAUCGAUCUAUGGUAACACUGGAGCACAGCUGAAGGGUGAUGACUACUUUGUCAAAGAGAUCGCCUUGCUGUACACCGAAUUCAAGAAAAUGGAAGGUCAAAUCGUUCAGGCGCCUAAUUCCUACCUUAAUACCUUGUUCAUUCUCAACAUGCGCCGGUCUGGAGGUUUGGCCGAGGCCGUGCCGAUCGUCAUUCGCUUUGGAACGACAAUCGAUCAAAUCGAUGCUCUAAGGAGUUCGCUACUUGAGUUCGUCCGCGACCAGAAGCGUGAAUAUCAAUCUAACAUCCUCACGGAACUCCGGGAAGUAACAGAGGCAUAUUCAUUAACGCUCAACGUGGUCUUCUUUUACAAAACUAAUUGGCAGAACGAGUUGGUUCGAUUGACGAGGCGGAAUAAGUUUAUUUCUGCGCUGAUGUUAGCCAUGCAACAGCACGGCAUUGAGGGCCCACGCCGCAAUCAAGCAGGCUGGAGAGAUGAUAUUCCUCUACAUCUCAAUUACCCACCUGGGGCUCUUCCUUCACAAGACCUCCGUACGAGCGACAACGACAUUGGAGCUUCAGGUCCUGCCGCUGCUGGAGAAGCUCCUGUGCGUGCAAACCCGUCAAUUCUUCGAAGAAGACCCAGCACCGGUCAACUUGGCCGCCCUCGAGCGGAAUCAAUCUCUUCCAUGGCCAAACGGGUCGACUUCUCCCUCGGCAUGAGAGACGCCGGUUCAAUGGCAGAUCCAUAUGAAGACAGAUCACCAUCACAAGCACAAUACCGCAACGUCAUCCGCGAGAGCAACAGAAUCGACGAGGAGCGCCGUUCGAGUGAACAAGGAAGAGACUCUGCAGAAGCUGUCCGCGCUUCUGGCCGCUCGGCGUCUCGCCGAGACCGAUCGGGGUCUGGUUCUCAUCAUCACAUGAGCAGUGGCUUCAUGCGUCGAUCGACAGAGCCGUUCAAUUCACAUCGAAACAGCGUCAGCAGUGUCGGAACGCACCGUAAUCGAUUCAUGGGCUGGACGCGUGGUAAUCAGAGCUUGGACCGAGCACGAGAUGCCGAAGAAGGCAACCACGGUCCAAUUGACGCUAGAACGGGGCAAGUGUCUAGCGAAGCUGUUCGCCUCGACUCUUUCACAUCAUCUAUACCAGAGGAACACGGUGCCGCGUUGGCGCCAGCGGCCUCGCACAGCGAGGAUUGGGAGCUGAGAAGGCUUGGCGAGCAAGCAUCCUCUGCCAGAAAGGCCCAAUAA
Messenger RNA from Exophiala aquamarina CBS 119918, 2925 nucleotides. RefSeq lists its product as uncharacterized. The transcript has a single exon. The coding region runs from base 1 to 2925 and encodes 974 amino acids. NCBI's taxonomy places the organism in Eukaryota, Fungi, Ascomycota, Eurotiomycetes, Chaetothyriales, Herpotrichiellaceae. Gene Ontology annotation, cellular component: membrane. Gene Ontology annotation, biological process: calcium ion transmembrane transport; intracellular calcium ion homeostasis. Gene Ontology annotation, molecular function: calcium channel activity; calcium ion binding. The record is from RefSeq and is a predicted model, not a curated record.